This is a messenger RNA of Fusarium redolens, 898 nucleotides long. RefSeq lists its product as uncharacterized. Bases 9 to 719 code for a protein of 236 amino acids. The record is from RefSeq and is a predicted model, not a curated record. The transcript has a single exon. Lineage: Eukaryota; Fungi; Ascomycota; Sordariomycetes; Hypocreales; Nectriaceae.
CAAUCAUCAUGGUUGAAGUCAAGCAAUAUCAUCUCCUCCCAACGGAUCUCAUUCCAAAUUCACCAAGACCUCUACUCCACUAUAAGAAUGUCUUAGCCAAGCGCUCGAAUAGCACGCAAUGCGAUCCAGCCGAGGUUUGGGACAUGUUCACCAAGAACGGAUGGGACGUCCAAUGGAUAUUCCGAUACCCAAACACGCAACUGUCACAUUUUCACUCGGAGGCUCACGAAUGCAUGGCUGUUCUCUCAGGCACUGCAACAAUCCGCUUUGGUGUCGGUGAUACCUCGGAGGAUUUACAAGAGAAUACUUACGGAUCAGCCUGGGAAACGGGCGGAAUUCUGCUGGAGGCCGAAGCCGGAGAUGUCUUUGUCAUUCCAGCUGGUGUCGCGCACAAGACACACAAUACCAAACCUGCAGCUGAGUUCAAGCUACUUUCGCCAGGUGUUGGACAUGGCAUUGAGGCCGAUGACCCGAAGAAAGCGUUGUCUGAGAUUAAGCUGGAUGGAUAUACCAUGAUGGGAGCUUAUAAUGGUGGUGAAUGGGAUUUUGUGAAGAGUGGAGGAGACUAUGGCAAGUCAUGGAGGGUUCCAAAGCCGAAGAGGGAUCCCGUGUUUGGAGAGGCAGAGGAGGGACUUAUUAAGACUUGGCCUGGAGGUGAUGCAAAAGUUGAUUCGGAGAUUGUUCAGGUGGAGAACAGAGAGUAUAAGUCGAAGAUGUAAUCAACACGUCUCGUCCCAUGGGUUCAAGAUCAACAAUGAGAAAUCACCUUUAUAAGCCUCUCGGUCCUCUACGAUCAUCGAGUCCACAGCAAGCAAGAGACAAGUACAGUUAUUGUUUGUGUUACAAAGUUGAUUUACUAAGUAUGUAUGAACAUAACAGAAAAGGAAACGAUCCAGUC